Messenger RNA from Lodderomyces orthopsilosis Co 90-125, 1014 nucleotides. RefSeq lists its product as uncharacterized. The record is from RefSeq and is a predicted model, not a curated record. NCBI's taxonomy places the organism in Eukaryota, Fungi, Ascomycota, Pichiomycetes, Serinales, Debaryomycetaceae. The coding region runs from base 1 to 1014 and encodes 337 amino acids. The transcript has a single exon.
AUGCCUACAAGAUCUAAAUUUUACAACCCAACAACAGCACCUUACUACAAUCCCAAGACAGAAAGAAAAGUUGUAAUCAUCACCGGUGGAAACUCGGGUAUAGGAUGGUACACAACCCUUCAUUUGUACCUCCAUGGCUAUGUCAUUUAUAUGGCUGGUAGAACCGAGCUGAAGGUUAGAAAGGCAUUCGAAGACAUUGAAAAAGAAGCUCAAGCAAGGGCAACUAAAGAAGGUAAAACAGAUCAUGUUUUUGGUGAACUACAUUAUAUUCACAUUGAUUUGUUAGAUCUAUCAUCAGUUCCAAAAGCAGUUGCAGAAUUUGCUGCUGCUAAGGAGGAGAAAUUGGAUGUGUUGAUCAACAAUGCGGGUAUCAUGGGAGUUCCUUAUAAAGUGACAAAAGAUGACUAUGAAAUUCAGUACCAAGUGAAUUUUGUCACUCAUUUUCUCUUGACACUUCAAUUGGUCCCACAUUUGCAAAAGACUGUUGACGCUGGUGAAACUCCUAGAAUUGUCAAUUUAUCAUCAAUUGGACACAACUUCUCCUACAAGCACUUUAGACCAGAGCAAAACAAAUUGAAUACAUUCCCAAGUAGCAUAUUCACUUGGGUUAGGUAUGGUAUUGCUAAGACGGCUGAAAUUCAAAUCACCAAAGAGUGGGCGAUCAAGUAUCCACAAUUUUUGUCAAUUGCAAUCCAUCCAGGUGUCAUUUUGGGUACGAACUUGUAUGAUUAUUGGCGCCAUGUCCCUAUUAUCAAAUAUCCAGCCAAUGCCAUUUUUGCGAUUUCAGAUAAAACUAUAGGAGUUUCUAAUGAAGAAGGUUCGUUGGCUACGUUAAGAGCUGUUAUGGAUCCAAGCUUGAACCCAAAGCAAGAUAAUGGUGAGUUUUUGGUAACCGGGGGUGUUGUUGAGGAACCAAGUAAGAUUGCUAGUAAUUUGCAAUAUGCAGAAGAGACCUGGGAUUGGAAUAUUGAACAAUUGGAAAAGCGUGGGUUUGAGGUGGGCGUGAAAGAGUAA